This is a messenger RNA of Schizosaccharomyces osmophilus, 2523 nucleotides long. It is a transcript of the gene nop14, whose product is annotated as U3 snoRNP protein Nop14. The coding region runs from base 1 to 2523 and encodes 840 amino acids. Gene Ontology annotation, cellular component: Noc4p-Nop14p complex; nucleolus; small-subunit processome. Gene Ontology annotation, biological process: maturation of SSU-rRNA. NCBI's taxonomy places the organism in Eukaryota, Fungi, Ascomycota, Schizosaccharomycetes, Schizosaccharomycetales, Schizosaccharomycetaceae. The record is from RefSeq and is a predicted model, not a curated record. The transcript has 2 exons.
AUGGGGAAAAAUGGAUCACAAUUAAAAAAUUUAAAAUCGUCUAUCCGACAGGCGGAUUUGUUUAGCGCGAAACCUGGUCGUAAAAAGGGAAAAUCGAAAGGUGUAGAUUCUCGAGAAGAGCGACAGACAAAAGUAGAUAAAAUUCAGACAGAUUUCAAUUUGUUUGAUCGACAAUUCACGAGGAAAAAAUUCGAUGUAGGCGGUAGACGCAUCAAAGGUACUGAAGGCACUCCUGGCGUUAGUCGCAGUGUUGGCGAAGAAGUUCGAAAAAAUACAAUAGGUGAAAAGCUCAAGAAAAAGAAUCAUGUGGGUGGUGUCAUUGAUCGCCGUUUUGGUGAAAACAAUCCUCAUUUAUCUCUUGAGGACAAAAUGCUUGAGCGUUUUAGUCGUGAACAGCAACGUCGUAGCAAAAAAGAUAUAUACAAUUUGGAUUCAGAAAACGAUGUCUUGACUCACGGAAAAAGACCCGUAUCAGAAUUGGAUGACUUUGACGAACCCGAUUUAGCUCUUAAUGCCGAAGACGAUGAGGGCCUAAACAACGAAGUUGUUCGUCGUAUGCAUUUUGGUGGUUUCGGAGAGGAUGAGCCUCAAGAGGAAGAAGGUGAACCAAAGCAAAAAAAGACCAAACAUGAAGUCAUGUCAGAGAUCAUUGCGAAGUCUAAAACGCAUAAGGCAGAACGCCAAGCCGAGAAAGAUGAUUACGAAGGUGAACGUGAGAGAUUAGAUGAGGACAUGGAAGACUUGCAAAGUGUGCUUUCGGAUUUUAGAAAAGAGACAAGACGUAAACAAGCCGUAAAGAAUCAAGCUUUGCGUCCCUCAGAUGCUGAUUCUCGGUAUGAUGAGUUUGUCCGAGAAAUGGUAUUUGAUAGACGAGCUCGUCCUUCGGAAAGAACAAAGACCGAGGAAGAACUUGCUCAAAUUGAAGCAGACCGUCUGCGUGAACUUGAAGACCAACGCCUUACUCGUAUGCAAGAUGAUGAGGUUGAUUAUCCUGAAACACCAGAAACCGAGGAAACAAGCGCCAAUGCCACCGACAAUGUUUUUGGUUUUGGCAAAGGUCUCACUUUGGAAGGUGAAGAAGAAUCGGUGGAAUCUUCCGAAAGUGAAGGUGAAGGUGAAGAAGAAGAGGAAGAGGAAUGGGGAGGUAUUGAGGAAGAUUCUAAAUCGGCUGAUAAUACGAAAAAUGAGGUGAAAAACAUCAAAAAACCUUCAGAGGAAAUUGUGUCAAAUGGUAAACCUGCUAAGAAAGCAUCGCUCGCUUAUACCUAUUCCUGUCCUACUUCACAUAAACAAUUUAUGGGUAUGAUUCAAGGUUUAAGCGUUGAAGAUCAACUUAUUGUUGUCACGCGUAUUCGUACGCUUUAUCAUGUCAAGCUGCACCCAGAAAAUAAAGCUCGUUUGGAAAACUUCACUGUCGUACUUUUGCAGCAUAUUCUUUAUUUAUCAAAGAAAUCGGAAGCAUCCAUGGAAAUAUUAGAGAAGCUCACUGACCAUUUGGUAUCUUUGGGACGUCAAUUUCCCGAAACAAUUAGUGUUUCUUUUAUAUCUGUGUUGGAAGGAAUGCGUAAUCGUUUAUUGAACAGCUUUAAAGAUCCUAAUCUCAAAUUUCCUGAUGUACAAGAUCUCAUGCUUUUUAAUUUAGCCUGUUCCGUAUUCCCUACGUCCGAUAGGAAACACAUUGUAUUAAGCCCGAUGGUUCUUACGAUGUGUGAAUCAUUGAGUCAAUCACCAUGGAGCACACUUUCUGAUCUUUGUAGGAAACUAUACUUGGCGAACGUUCUCUUGAAGUAUCAACGUCUUAGUCAUCGUUAUAUUCCCGAAGUCAUAGUUGUCCUUGGCCAGGUUUUGUAUGUCCUUUGCCCUAGUGCAAUGAAGACUAUCCCUGGAACUUUUACUAUCCCUGAUAGCCUUCAUGAGAAGCAUAAAGCCUAUGGUAUUCAAGAUUUAUCUUUGGACGAGCCUCAGAAGCUUCGUCUUGUCGACUUAGCGUCCGUUCCUGUUUCAAAUCUUCAGUCAUCGAUAGUUAUGGUUACGCUGAAUCUUGUAAACGUUGCACAAAGUCUAUAUGCUAAGGAAAGCGCAUUCUUGGAGAUAUAUGAACCAAUAUUUGAUUUAUUGCAACUUUAUGAAUCAAAGAAGCAACUUCUCCAUAAAACUUUGUCAGAAAAGUUGACUCAGACUACAGAAAAAUUGGCCACAUUGCUCGAGUCUGCUAAGAGGGUGCGUAAACCUUUAACUUUACAAACACACAGACCUGUGGGUAUCGUUAGUCAAUUGCCUAAAUUUGAAGAAGGUUACUCAGUCGACAGAACUUCCUAUGACAUUGACCCUGAAAGAGCUGAACAUAAUAAGCUUCGUGCUCAACAUCGGGAUGCCAAGAAAGGUGCCAUUCGUACACUUCGUAAAGAUGCAAGAUAUAUUGCUCGUGAAAGACAAAAGGAACAACGUUCCAAAGACAAAGUAUACAAUGACAAAAUGGGUAAACUUCAAAAUCGUUUGCAGCACUUUGAUUCAGCUGUAUAA